Messenger RNA from Jaculus jaculus (lesser Egyptian jerboa), 2986 nucleotides. It is a transcript of the gene Rangap1, whose product is annotated as Ran GTPase activating protein 1. Lineage: Eukaryota; Metazoa; Chordata; Mammalia; Rodentia; Dipodidae. The record is from RefSeq and is a predicted model, not a curated record. Gene Ontology annotation, cellular component: cytosol; perinuclear region of cytoplasm; nucleus. Gene Ontology annotation, biological process: nucleocytoplasmic transport; activation of GTPase activity; signal transduction. The coding region runs from base 417 to 2174 and encodes 585 amino acids. Gene Ontology annotation, molecular function: GTPase activator activity; small GTPase binding. The transcript is spliced from 16 exons.
CCGUACUGCGCCGGCGCUGGAGAGCCGGACUUCCCUACCCGGUGGGCUUUGCGCGCGAGGCCGGGAAAAGCCGGCCCGGGCUUGAACAAAUCAAAUCGAAGGAAAGAAACUGCCGGCUUUCAAAAAUCCUCCUCCUCCUCCUCCGCCAUCAUCCGCCGCGCUCCGUAGGGCAGGUGGUGUGGUAGAAGCGAGAAAACUGGGAGCCCCGAGAGCGCGGACGUUCAAGUCGAGUGGGCAUUGGGAUCGCUGGACCUCAGGGGCAGUGGCCGGACGGGACUUCACCGGGACUUAAAAAACAAACAAACAAAAAAAUCCCAUCCCAGCUGCGCUCGGUGCGCGUGAUCGGGUCGCCCCACGCGGCGCCGCCGCUUGUUGACGUUUGCAGGUCUCCAGGGGAGUCUGUCACUGUGGACAAAAUGGCCUCUGAAGACAUUGCAAAGCUGGCAGAGUCGCUGGCCAAAACCCAGGUGGCUGGAGGACAGCUGAGUUUUAAGGGCAAGAGCCUCAAACUGAACACUGCAGAAGAUGCUAAAGAUGUGAUCAAGGAGAUCGAAGACUUUGACGGCUUGGAAGCUCUGCGCUUGGAGGGCAACACAGUGGGCGUGGAAGCGGCCAAGGUCAUCGCCAAGGCCUUAGAGAAGAAGUCGGAGUUGAAGCGGUGCCACUGGAGUGACAUGUUCACCGGGAGGCUUCGGUCUGAGAUCCCACCUGCCCUGAUUUCACUAGGGGAGGGACUCAUCACUGCUGGGGCCCAACUGGUAGAACUGGACCUAAGUGACAAUGCAUUUGGACCCGAUGGCGUGCGCGGCUUCGAGGCCCUGCUCAAGAGCCCAGCCUGCUUCACCCUGCGUGAACUCAAGCUUAACAACUGUGGCAUGGGCAUUGGUGGUGGCAAGAUCCUGGCAGCAGCUCUGACUGAGUGUCACUGCAAGUCCAGCGCCCAAGGCAAGCCGCUGGCCCUGAAGGUCUUCGUGGCUGGCAGAAACCGCCUGGAAAAUGAUGGAGCCACUGCGCUGGCAGAAGCCUUUGGAAUCAUCGGGACUCUGGAGGAAGUCCACAUGCCACAGAAUGGAAUCAAUCAUCCUGGUGUCACAGCCCUGGCUCAGGCGUUCUCCAUCAACCCCCUGCUGCGGGUGAUCAACCUGAAUGAUAACACCUUCACAGAGAAGGGCGGAGUGGCCAUGGCUGAGACGCUGAAGACCUUGAGGCAGGUGGAGGUAAUCAAUUUCGGGGACUGUCUGGUACGCUCCAAGGGCGCCGUUGCCAUCGCAGAUGCUGUCCGUGGAGGCCUGCCUAAGCUGAAGGAACUGAACCUGUCAUUCUGUGAAAUCAAGAGAGAUGCUGCCCUGGCUGUCGCCGAAGCCGUGGCUGACAAGGCUGAGCUGGAGAAGCUGGACCUCAACGGCAAUACCCUAGGAGAAGAGGGCUGUGAGCAGCUCCAGGAGGUGCUGGACAGCUUCAACAUGGCCAAGGUGCUGGCGUCCCUCAGUGAUGACGAGGGUGAAGAUGAUGAAGAUGAGGACGAGGAGGAAGGAGAAGAGGAGGAUGAGGAAGAGGAUGAAGAGGAGGAGGAGGAGGAAGACGACGAGGAGGAAGAAGAGCCACAGCAGCGAGGGCAAGGAGAGGAGACAACCACACCCUCAAGGAAGAUUCUGGACUCUAACAAUGGGGAGCCAGCUCCCGUGCUGUCCUCCCCGACUCCCACAGACCUCUCCACCUUCCUGUCAUUCCCCUCCCCAGAGAAGCUGCUGCGCCUUGGGCCCAAGAUCUCCGUGCUGAUUGUCCAGCAGACUGAUACCUCUGACCCUGAGAAGGUAGUCUCGGCCCUCCUGAAGGUGGCCUCAGUGUUCAGGGAUGAAGCAACCGUGAAGACAACAGUGCUGGAUGCAGCAGAUGCCCUCAUGCAGAAGGCCUUCAGUUCCUCAUCCUUCAACUCCAACACUUUCCUCACCAGGCUGCUCAUCCACAUGGGUCUACUCAAGAGUGAAGACAAGAUCAAGGCCAUUCCUAACCUAUAUGGCCCCCUAAUGGUGCUGAAUCACAUGGUACAGCAGGACUAUUUCCCCAAGGCCCUUGCGCCCCUGCUGCUGGCAUUUGUGACCAAGCCCAACGGAGCCCUGGAAUCCUGCUCCUUUGCCCGCCACAAUCUGCUGCAGACCCUCUACAAGGUCUAGCUUCAAGUCAGCCUCUGCGUAUCCCUCGGCCUGCACUAGUGAUGGGGGACCUGGAUGAACAGAGCUCCAGCCAUGUCUUCCUUGGACAGGACUCGGACUAGAGGCGGGGGGUCUUUGUGUCAUGUGUCGUGUUGGUUCCCCGGGUAUGUGUCGUCUGGUGUAUGUGCGCAGGUGUGUCCUUGCUGUCAGGAUUGUGGUUUCUCAUCUCCUGGUCCACUAGCGUUGUCAGUGCCCAGGGGAAAGGGCUGAAAGCUGCUUCGCCAUUAAACUCAUCAGCACCUGAAGGCACUCUCUGAUCUGUGCCUCAGACCCUGGUGGCUCUCUCUUGCUCUGGCUUCCUGCCCCAUUCCUGGGCUGUGCAAAGCCUGGGAAACUGCUGUCUGUGUCCUCUGUCUUCCCUCUCAGGGUCGGAAUGUCUCCCCAUCACCUUGCCUGCUGUGCCAGCCAAUUGGCUUAAGGAACAGAGACUGCCACGGGUGGGUUUGUCAGCAGAGGCUGAGACUGGCCACAACCCCUAUAGUCUAGAGGAGGAGCUGAGGGGGUACAGGCCCCAGAUAGCCCAGGAGCAGGAGUUGCCUGAGGCUGCCUUGGCUCCUGUGCCCUGGAGGGCAGGUUCCCGAUGAUACCUGAGCUGCAUCUUGGGGCUGCUCUUCAAGGACUGUUUGGGCAUGGGAGGUUGGUGGGGGUUGGGCUGGGCAGAGAUCCCCUGUGACUUCCCUUAGUGGCUGUGUGGCCACUUUGUGCUCUCCUCUUUGUGCUGCGUGUCUGGGCUGUGCCUGGGAUCUUCAUAAUAAAAGUCACUUGUGGUAGUA